This is a messenger RNA of Nelumbo nucifera (sacred lotus), 651 nucleotides long. Its product is annotated as agamous-like MADS-box protein AGL61. NCBI's taxonomy places the organism in Eukaryota, Viridiplantae, Streptophyta, Magnoliopsida, Proteales, Nelumbonaceae. Gene Ontology annotation, molecular function: DNA-binding transcription factor activity, RNA polymerase II-specific; protein dimerization activity; RNA polymerase II cis-regulatory region sequence-specific DNA binding. The record is from RefSeq and is a predicted model, not a curated record. Gene Ontology annotation, biological process: positive regulation of transcription by RNA polymerase II.
AUGGUGAAGGAGAAAAGGCAUAGCUUGGGCCGCCGGAAGAUACAAAUAGCCAAGAUUACAGACAAAGAUCGAUUACAUGUUACUUUCUCAAAGCGCCGUGCAGGAUUGUUCAAUAAAGCAUGCGAGCUCUGUAUCUUAUGCGGUGCAGAGGUCGCUGUAAUCGUCUUCUCCCCAGCUGGUAAGGCGUUCUCCUUCGGCCAUCCAUUUGUGGACUGCGUACUAGAUCGCUUCCUUUCCCAGAGCUCCGCUCCAGAAAUCUGUUCACACCCUCUGGUAAAUGCUAAAAGUGGGGCUGGCGCUAUGUCUGAGUGCAGCCAACGGUAUAUGGCGGUCCUUAGCCAAUUGGAAGCUCUGAAGAUGGGAGGAGAGACGACAUUGGACCCAUUGAGCACAGGACAGUUCUGGUGGGAUUCGCCUAUUGGCAAUCUUGGGUUGCAUGAGCUCGAGAAAUUUAGGGCAGCCUUGGAAGAGCUGAAGAAAAACUUGAUAAUGCGAAUGAAUGAGCUGCUGAUUGGGUCUUCUUCUCAAUCAGGAGCAUUCUUCAAUGAGAACUGUGGUGAGGUGAUUGAUGAUCCACUUGCUUUUCUUACACCGAACUAUUUUUCGCCUAUUGGUCCUUUCGAUUUUGGCUCCGGAUAUGGACCUUUUUGA